Molecule: messenger RNA, 1479 nt
Organism: Penicillium alfredii
Lineage: Eukaryota; Fungi; Ascomycota; Eurotiomycetes; Eurotiales; Aspergillaceae
Product: F-box domain protein
Exons: 2
Coding region: 1-1479 (492 amino acids)
Source: RefSeq, a predicted model, not a curated record
AUGGACCCGCCGCGUCACAUUCAUGACCUCGCCGACGAGCUGCUGAGCGAAAUCCUGACAUUUCUUCUCGCCGACGCAAGAACUACCAAUGGCAAAAUUUCUGAGAAUGGGCACUAUCUUGCUGUGGGAACCGACGCUACGGCAAUUGGAUUCGGAGAAGCGUCUGAUUUGGAUCGCUUUCGACUCGUCUGCCAACGAUUCAUGCGGAUCGGGACCCCUCGAAAGUUUUCUCGCUUUACCCUUCGAUUUUCCGAGGAUGGCUUCCAGAGACUGGAGGAAUUGCUCGACAUGCAACUAGCCUGCUAUGUGAGAACUGUGACGUACAUGGUGCGACCCUUUUAUCAAGGAAGCGGAUGUGCACGAAUAUUGCGCAUGCUUGGCUCGGAAAACCCUACUCUUUCUCAAUUACACGCCCGCCGAAUCCAAGAACAGAACACCCUUGUCGAAACCGGUUAUGAUCUAUCUCGGCUUCGACUCGCAAUCGCAGCUUUUUCGUCUCUCCAAGAAAUCAAGCUACUCCGGUUGCAGGAUGAGGCCGAUGAAAGCCUGAUCGACUUCAUCCGUGAUCAUGCUCUUGAUGGGCCUAUGUGGUUCGACUGGGAAUCGGCUUGCUCGCGCGCUGUGACCAACUUGGGUAUUGCGCUGUUGGAUUCCCAAUGUAGCUCUAUUCGGUUUAUCGGACCACAGAUUAGCCCUGAAGCAACUCUCCAGCUGCUUCGUGCUCCGUCAAAUACUCUCGCCGCCAUGGGUGGGCGACUCACGAGCCUGGAUAUCAACUUCCAUUCAACCACCAACAUCACCGCCACCAUGGCGGACCUUUCUGGCGUUUUCCACCGUUUCUUCAUGGCCGCCAAGAAUUUGAUAGCCAUUCACAUCGGAUUUCCCAGCAAGAUGCCCUUGGACCUCGAACUAGAGAGACUUUUCCACGAUGUUCGCUGGAAGACCUUGCGCACGCUCAGCAUUCAGGGCUGGCGUCUCGAUGCGGAUGAAAUCAUUGCACUUGUACGCCGCCACCGCCGCCAACUACGCGUUUUCCGCCUAGUCGGAGUCUACCUUCGCGCGGGUCGAUGGCGCGACGUGCUGUCGGUGUUGCGCGAAGAGAUGGAGCAGCUGGAACGUUUGGAUCUACGUGAGAUUGAUUAUUCCGCCCACUUUGACACCGUUGUGAUCGCCAGCGGCGUUGAGGUCUUCGAAAACCCCCCAACGGGGCCUCUUCCACACCCCCUGACCGUCGCUGCCGGCACUUCGCCGCCGCUUUCACAAUCGGCGCCCGCCGUGGGACCAGACGGUACCCCGGCUCUGUUCCGAGGUCGACGCACACCCUUGAAGGGAACGCCAACGCAAAAGUUACGCAGCAUGUCACUCGACGAUCUGGGUGAUAAUGGAGCAUGUGUUCAAAGCGAUCAGGCACGCCUCUGGGAAGCCUGGGUGCUGUCCGGGCCGCAGCGUGACAUGCACAAUGGCCAUACGCCACGGUAG